This is a messenger RNA of Uncinocarpus reesii 1704, 1017 nucleotides long. RefSeq lists its product as uncharacterized. The record is from RefSeq and is a predicted model, not a curated record. Gene Ontology annotation, cellular component: cytosol. Gene Ontology annotation, biological process: formation of translation preinitiation complex; translational initiation; formation of cytoplasmic translation initiation complex. The transcript is spliced from 4 exons. NCBI's taxonomy places the organism in Eukaryota, Fungi, Ascomycota, Eurotiomycetes, Onygenales, Onygenaceae. The coding region runs from base 1 to 1017 and encodes 338 amino acids. Gene Ontology annotation, molecular function: GDP-dissociation inhibitor activity; eukaryotic initiation factor eIF2 binding; translation initiation factor activity.
AUGGCUACUGUCAACAUUCGUCGGGACGUUUCCGAUCCCUUCUAUCGUUAUAAAAUGGAACGUCUACAAGCCAAAAUCGAAGGCAAAGGCAACGGUAUCAAGACUGUAGUUGUCAACUUGAACUCUGUCGCCCAGGCGCUUGGUCGUCCUCCAGCGUAUUUGAUCAAAUACUUUGGAUUCGAACUUGGCGCGCAAGCCAACCCAAAACCGACCGACGACCGUUGGAUUAUCAACGGUGCCCACGACGCUGGCAAACUUCAGGACUACUUGGACGGAUUCAUUUCCAGAUUCGUCCUGUGCAAGAAAUGCAAGAACCCUGAAACAACCGUUGUUAUAAAAGACACUCGUAUCCUUUUGGACUGCAAAGCUUGUGGUGAACGCUCCGAGGUCGAUGGCCGCCUCAAACUUAGCGGCUUUGUUCUGAAGAACCAGCCAAAGAAGGGAAAGAAAGACAAGUCAACCAAGAAAACCCGACGUGAGAGGAACAAGGAAAAGGCAGAAAACGGAGAAAAUGGAGAAACCAACGGAAGCCCGGGAGACAGCCCUUCCGAGGGAGAUGAGAACGGUGACGUGGAAGUGGGAGCCCAUAGUGACGACGAAUUCACACGUCGAAUUAAUGCCGAAGCUAAAGAAAUCGAGCAAGACGAUGAGAUUGAUGACGAUCAAUGGGCCGUUGACGUCUCCGAAGAAGCCGUCAAGGCUCGUGCUAAGGAGCUACCCGACGAUCUCAAACGCUCGCUUAUCACCUCUGAGCGCCAUAUGAAGGCCCUUCUCGGGGGCACUGAACGUUUCGUUGGAAAAGAACGUCCCGAACUCAUUCCGCAAGUUCCAGCCAUCCUGCUCGCUUAUUACCAGGAAGAUCUGGUGUCAGAAGAAGUUCUCAAAAGCUGGGGUUCGAAGGCCAGCAAGAAGUACGUCGACCUGCCUACAAGCAAGAAGGUUCGUAAGGCUGCGGAGAAGUUCCUCGAAUGGCUCGAGACCGCCGAGAGUGAAGAUGAAAGUGAAGACGAGGAGUAA